GUUAAAGGGGCUGAGAAGGGAAAGGCUCUUCUAGAACGCAAGGGCGAUGCCCUUAAGAUGAAGCACAAAGAGAUGGCAGGCCGGCUCUACCUCCAGAAACAAGAACUGGAAAAGAAGAUGGAAACAGCCUUCUACCUACUGAGCCGGGCAGAACUCUACGGUGCUGACUUGCGCCUGUCCAUUCACCAGGCAAACAGUGCUCCGCUCUCGGUGCAGCGACAGCAGGAGAUGAUUGCUGGCAUUUCGUUUCCCAAGCUAGAGAUUGCCGAAGAGAUCCGGCCGAUGUACUUCUUGGGUACGUCGGGCAAACUCAUUAGUGAGUGCCGCUCCAUGUUUUUGGAGUGCUUGGUUCUUUUGGUGGAAGUGUCCAGUACCCAGCUGGCCUUCACUCUGCUUGACGAAAUGGUUUUGGCCAUCAGCCGCCGAGUCAAUGCGCUAGAGCAUGUGCUUAUUCCCAAAAUAGAAAACACCAUUGCGUAUGUCCAGUCUGAGCUGGAUGAGCAGGACCGAGAAGAGUUCUUUCGCCUCAAGAAAGUCCAAAGACCAAAGAGUGUCUAG
This is a messenger RNA of Nematocida homosporus, 558 nucleotides long. RefSeq names its product V-type H+-transporting ATPase subunit D. The record is from RefSeq and is a predicted model, not a curated record. The annotation marks the transcript as partial. Gene Ontology annotation, cellular component: proton-transporting V-type ATPase complex; vacuolar membrane. The transcript has a single exon. Gene Ontology annotation, molecular function: proton-transporting ATPase activity, rotational mechanism. Lineage: Eukaryota; Fungi; Microsporidia.